Messenger RNA from Vigna unguiculata (cowpea), 1379 nucleotides. RefSeq names its product dehydrodolichyl diphosphate synthase 2-like. Gene Ontology annotation, biological process: response to cold; polyprenol biosynthetic process; plastid membrane organization. The record is from RefSeq and is a predicted model, not a curated record. Lineage: Eukaryota; Viridiplantae; Streptophyta; Magnoliopsida; Fabales; Fabaceae. Gene Ontology annotation, cellular component: chloroplast stroma. Gene Ontology annotation, molecular function: ditrans,polycis-polyprenyl diphosphate synthase [(2E,6E)-farnesyl diphosphate specific] activity.
CAAUUGUGCUACGAAACGGCACCGUUUUUGUCCCCAAGCUAAAGUGUCACCAACACUUUCGCAUGGAGUGAUGACAGUUUCACAACAGCAACGUUCCACUUCUCCUUAUAAAAAACAAACACAUCUUAAGCACUUCCCAAAGCUCGAACAAUCGACCAAACAAACUCUUGUUCAAUUCUCGUACCGGGAUAACCAUAUCCCACUUCACUGACCCAACCACACAAACAAACACAAUGUUUUCGUUAAGAUUCCCUGUUCCACUCGUGAACUCGCCUUCUUCUUCUUCUCCUUCUCCUUCUUUUCACUCUCACUCUUAUUAUCCUCCUUGUCACCGUUCCCAAACACAAGGACUUGCCAUCACUAAACGCGGUUCGGUCGCUGCCCCUGCCCGCGUGGCGCUUCGCGAUGAUGCAGGCGACGGAACCUCACUCGCCGGAGAGUCGCCGGAGCCAUGGCCGGAGGAGCUGUCACCGGAGCUGAUGCCGAAGCACGUGGCGGUUAUUAUGGACGGGAAUGGGAGGUGGGCGAAGUUGAAGGGUCUGGCGCCGUCGGCGGGGCACCAGGCGGGGGUGGAGUCGCUGAGGCGGUUGGUGAGGCUGUGCUGCAGUUGGGGGAUUAAGGUUCUGACGGUUUUCGCGUUCUCCACGGAUAACUGGGUUCGACCCAAGGUGGAGGUAGAUUUCUUGCUGAGACUGUUUGAAAGAACCAUAAAUUCUGAAAUCGAUGCUUUUAAGAGGGAAGGAAUUCGAAUAUCCGUGAUCGGAGAUUCAUCAAAGUUGCCGGAGUCUCUGCAGAAACUGAUAGCAGGAGCAGAAGAGGAUACGAAGCAGAAUUCAAGACUGCAACUGAUUGUGGCAGUGAGCUACAGUGGAAAAUACGACGUCGUGCAAGCAUGUAGAAGUGUGGCCCAGAAAGUGAAAGAUGGUGAGCUUUAUGUGGAUGACAUCAAUGAAAACAUAAUUGAACAGGAACUGGAAACUAACUGCACUGAGUUUCCAUACCCUGAUCUUCUGAUAAGAACCAGUGGUGAGCUUAGAGUGAGUAACUUCUUGUUGUGGCAAUUGGCCUACACAGAACUUUACUUUAACAGAGAUCUAUGGCCAGAUUUCGGAAAGGAUGAGUUUGUGCAUGCGUUGAGUUCAUUUCAGCAGAGACAGAGACGCUAUGGUGGACGAAACUCAUCAACCAUUCAUACCUCUUCUUCAUAACAUAUAGAUUUUUAGAUUUUAAACAAUCCUGAAGUAUUGCAAGUUGGCUUCUUAUAAAUGCCACCAUUAAGGCUUAAGAAAGCAGCAUGAAAAGAUAGUUAUACUUUUUAUAUUCAUCAACAAACUAAUAAAGAGGCAUUAAGAAAAGAGAUAAAUGUUAAUGUAGAGUUA